AUGAUGGUCGCGCAGUCGGCGCGCACGGAGGGCUCCGGCAGCGCGCCGACGCCCGCGCAGCAGCAGGAGAUGGUACAGCUACUGCAGAUGGCGCUGCAGCGGGCGGCGGACGCGGAGCUGGACCCGCAGAUGGUGGCGCGGAUCCAGGCGGAGUUCUCGGAGAUCAGCGUGGAGCACCUGCGCACGCCGCUGCCGCCGGUGCUGGUGCUGCAGCUGCUCAAGGGCGACAUUCGGCACGCGCUGCGCAUGGCGCAGAACCCGUACAACAUGAUGCGGCUCAAGGGGAUGAUCAUGCGGAAGCGGCGGAAGGAGGCGGCGAGGAAGGAGGCGGCGCUGCUGGCGGAGGCGGAGGCGCGCGGGCAGCGGCCGGUGCCCGGCGCGGGGAUGCACCCGGGGGUGUCGGGGGCGCCACGUCAGCAGAUGGGCCAGGCGGGCAUGGUGCCGCAGCAGGCGUACGGGACGAGCCAGCAGGGGAUGUGGCAGCAGCAGGGGAUGGGGUACGGGCAGGGCGGGCCGAUGAUGAUGCAGGGCUGGCAGCAGCAACAGCAGCAGCAGGCAAUGCAGCUGCAGCAAGCGGGGCGGGCGCAGCAGACGCCGGGGCAGGUCGGGCAGGUGCAGGGGAUGCCGCAUCACGUGCAGGCGCAGGGGAAUGCGUUUAUGGGACGGCCGCAGCAGGGCAUUGUGCGCGGGGCAGGUGCCGGGAACCCGCAGGGGGGUUACGGCGCUGUGCCUUCGCAGCAGGGCAACGGGAGCUUCCUGCCCGGGAUGCCGGCGUACAUGCACGGGAUGGCGCAGGGGGCGCAGAACCAGGGCUACGCGGCCGCGCGGACGGACGGCCAGAGGGUGGCGGGGGUGUCGAUGCCCAUGAGUCAGGCCAUGAUGACGCACGGGCAGGGCGGCAUGUACGGGAUGCAGCACGGCAUGGGCCAGUUCGCCAUGGGGCACGUGGCGCCCCAGGCAAUGGCUUUCCAGGCCUCUGCGCCGCUGCAGAUGCAACAGCAACAACAACAGCAUGUGCAGCCGCAGCACAUGCAGCCACAGCAGCGCGACGCGUGGCAGUACAGCGUCCCGCCGCCAUCCCUCGGCGCCGACGACAACGCCGCGACGAACUACCAAUCCUGGAUCCCCGCGCAACCCCAGGGCCAGGACGUUCAGCAGCAGCCACAAGGAGAUCAGCAGGGCGGCAACGACGCGCUGCGGUUACGUGGCGGCGGGUCCGGCGGGAGCCCCGUGCUGCAGCCGGUGUGCGACGACGAGGUCGAGAUCGUGCGCGUCCGGCCGAUCGUGAUCGACGGCAGCGGGGACGCCGCGCAAGCGGACACGCCGCGCGUGAAGCGAGAGGACGGGGCCGCGGCGCCGUCGACGCCGCCCGCGGCCGCGAAGUCCGCGCUCAACACGCUGUUCACGGGGCAGCUGCUGUCCUCGGUCGAGUGCUGCUGCUGCGGCUACACGUCGACGUUGACCGACGUGUUCAACAACCUGACGCUGGACAUCGAACCCCUGAUCCGGUCGCGGGUCUGCGAGGCGGACGAUGUGGCGGCGGAGGUGCAGGGCGGCGGGGCGCCCGCGGCGGCCCCCACGGCGCCGCCGUCAGUGGACGGCGACGGCGUGACGCCGGUGCCGACGGCGCCCGUGUCCGCCGCCGGCACGCCGCGUGCGGACGCGUCGAAGGAGCAGUCGCUCGACCAGGGCGACGCGUCAGCUCCGCCGGCGCCGAGCGGCGCGUCGGGCCCCCCGGACACCCCCGGGGGGGGUCCAGGCAUGGGCGCGGAUGCGCUGGGCAUGGUCGCGCCCCCGACGGCCCCGGGAGCCUUGGGGGCCGAGGAGGCGAAGCGCGGGAAGAAGAAGGGCGGGAAGGGCGCGGACGGCGCGGGGUUCAAGCAGGCCACGAUGAAGCGCUGCGGGCAGUGUCAGACCUGCCUCAACCGACAUCUUAAGAAGGGUUGCUUGAUGAACAAGGCGGUGCGGGAGCAGAUGGGGCCCGGAACGUACGCGGGGUCCGCGCGCGCCACGCCGGCGCCGUCGCGGGGCGCGUCCGCGCCGGUGUCGCCGCGGGGGGGGGGGUUGAUUGCCGCCGCCGCGUGGCACGCCGACAGCUGCGCAGUCGGGCGGCGUGCCCGUGGCGCGCGGCCGCGGGUCGCGCCUGCGCCCGCGGGCCUCGACGCGCUCGGGCUCCACAACGGCGGGGCGGUGUGCGCGGGCGCGCCGCCGGCGGGCAAGUCUGGUAAGCCACGCAGCGCGACGGCGGUGGCGCAGCAGGCGCUGCCCGGGUUCGCGCAGGCGAGCUCCGUGGGCCUCCGCGCGUGCCUCGAGCACCUCACGCGGCCGGAGCUCAUGUCGGACAAGAAGAACGUGUGGACGUGUCCGCGCUGCGAGCGUCCGCGGCCCGCCGUGAAGCAGGUCACGAUCCGCGCGCUGCCGCCGGUGCUGGUGCUGCACGUGAAGCGGUUCCAGCACUCGUGGGGCUCGGCGCGCGGCGGGCGCGCGUGGAAGCUGGACACGCACGUGUCGUUCCCGGAGCGCGGCUUGGACGUGGCGCCGUACUUGUCGUGCGCGCUGCCUGGGGCGGGGAUGGCCCCGGAGGAGGUGCGGGCGGUGCUGGGGACGUCCACGCCGCAGGUGUCGCAGGGCGUGGGCGCGCACAGUCCCGGGGGGUCGGGGUCGUGCAGCGUCAGCGCCGCAGUGGGCAGCGACGGCGUCAUGCACCCGCCGGGACUGGGGGCGACGUACGACCUGGGGGCCGUGGUGUGCCACUCCGGGACGAUGGAGGGCGGGCACUACGUGUGCUACGUCAACGAGGGUGGACGGUGGUUCCGCUGCGACGACGCGUGGAUCGCGGAGGUGUCGUUCGAGGUGGUCCGGGCCAGCCAGGCCUACCUGUUGUUCUAUCAUCGCAGGUACAUUUGA
Molecule: messenger RNA, 2907 nt
Organism: Pedinophyceae sp. YPF-701
Lineage: Eukaryota; Viridiplantae; Chlorophyta; Pedinophyceae
Source: the annotation of a GenBank genome assembly